Molecule: messenger RNA, 5305 nt
Organism: Misgurnus anguillicaudatus (oriental weatherfish)
Lineage: Eukaryota; Metazoa; Chordata; Actinopteri; Cypriniformes; Cobitidae
Source: RefSeq, a predicted model, not a curated record
CAUGGUCACUGUAGCAAAAUCAUGAUUAAUUAAUGGUUACGAAUACGAUGCCUAACCAUUGUUUAAUCUGUGAAAGCAUAUGUCGUUUUUAAGAGAUAAAAUUCAAAAGUUUCUUGAUUCUACCAUUACUGUACUUCCUUAAACAGUCUGAAACAUACUUCUUUAGAUCAUGACAAAUUCAAAUAAGGGGAACUCAAAAAAAAAAAAACGUCUGUCAUGCUCUAAUUUCAUCACUGUGAGCUUCCAAAGAAAUUCACUUGUCUUCUUUAAACUCUGCUUUUCAGUUGCGACUGAUAAACAGCGGAUACAGAUUCUGAGCCCAUCCUAGCACUCUCCCUAAGCUGGUGUUGGGGCAUCUUUAUGUUGCGACUGAUCACUGUUGAGUGUUAAAACAAGCAGAAAUCUCCUGAUGGCGGAUUCAGAUAUAUACUGAACCUGUGAUCAUUCAAAAAGACUGGUUUCCUUUUCUUCCAGUAACUGAAGUUUGUGUUGAUCACUUCUUUGGAGAUUUACUUAAUCCAUUAGCUGUUAUUCUCCAGGGAAGCUCUGGGAGCGGCAAAUCAUCCAUAGCACAAAGGAUCAUGUUAGACUGGGCAUCUGAAAAAUAUCCAGCAAAAUUUAAUCUGGUUUUUUAUCUGAAGUGUGAAGAGCUGAUGUGUUUUUCUGAAGAGAUGAGUUUGAUUGAUCUCUUGAGCUGGAGUUGCAGUUUAUCUUCCAAUGAGAUUAUACAGAUGCUACAGCGGAGUUCAUCAGAAGUGCUCUUCAUUAUUGAUGGAUUUGAGGAGCUUAGAUUCACACAAGACAUUACUUACACACCACAACCCACUGAUUUACACCUGAAAGCCCCACCUGAAGUCUCUGUUUGUGCGCUGCUGAAGGGACAAAUCCUGCCUGACUCUUUCCUGCUGAUCACCACCAGAUCUUCAGCUACACAGAGACUGAACAAUUUGAUCAACAGACCUCAAUGUUUCACAAAUACAAUUAUGGGCUUUUCUGAAAAGAAGAUAGAGGAGUACUUCCAGAAGUUUUUUCAGGAUGAGGAACUCUUUAGGAAAGCUUAUGAGUCUGUUAAGUCAAAUGAAACCCUGUUGACUGCCUGCUCCAUUCCUGUUAUCUGCUGGAUCAUCUGCACAGUUAUCAGAGAAAGAUUCAAUGAUGGUGCAGAUUUAACAAGAGGUCUGGAAACAACCACAUCCAUAUAUGUUGAGUUUGUGUCCACUGUACUGGAGCAUCACUGUCAGGGUUUGAAUGAGUCUGUCCCAAACCUGCUGAGGAGUCUGGGUCAACUGGCAGAGAGAGGGAUGCUGGAACAACAAGUUCUGUUUGAUGAGAAAAACAUCCAAGAAACAGUCCAAGAUCCGGUUAACAAUCCAUUCUUGAACAAAUUCCUAUUGGAAAAAAGAAUCCAGCAAGAGACAAUGUUCAGAUUCAUACAUCUCAGCUUUCAGGAGUUCUUCACUGCUCUGUACUUUGUCUUAUUGGAUGAAGAUGAGUCUCAGAAGAAAGUCAGAGAGCUUCUUCACACUGUAGAGAGAGGAUGGGCUUUGUCCUGUUGGUCUGUUGCUGACUUUUCAAACAGAGAUUCAGAAAUAAGAAGUUCAAAGCAGCUACAGUCUGUAAUUUUGUUCCUCUGUGGUCUCUGUAAGAAUGAAAUGAUCGACUCAUUCUUUAAAAAGCACAAUGUGGCUGUUAGUAUCAACAUAGAAACCCAGCUGAAGGAAUGGAUCCAUCAGUGUUUACUGAAAUAUCAACAUGAAAACAUGAUGUUCAUUCUUCAUUGUCUCUUUGAGCUUCAUGAGAAGAGCUUCAUUGGGAAAGUUUUGGGAGAUUUGGUUCUGAUCGAUCUGUCCAAAACUCCACUAAACAAGACAGACUGCUGGGUGCUGCGGUUUUGUUUUCAGUGCUGUGAACGCAUCAGAAACCUGAGACUCAAUGUUACAUCUGAUCAUCUGAAGAUACUUCAGCCUGCAUUGUGUAGUUGUGAAGAGCUGUGGUUGAUAGUUGAUCACAUUUCAGAUGAUGUUGGGGAUUUCAUCUUGGCUCUUGGAGAUGGAAAGAUUAUGAAUCAGCUGAUGACAAAAGUGGAUAAAAAACGGAACAGAAGCUGUCCAGAGAUCAUUGGAUCAGUUGAAGACGGUGUCGUCACAUUGUCCAUUAGCUGCUCCAAAAUCUCAAUAAAUAGACCAAUACCCUUAGAUUUAACUCUGAUUUGUCCUCGUCCAGCGAUUUGUACAAUAAACUGGAGAGACGUUCUGCAGAUGUUCAUGAGAUGUACACAAGAACCUGAAGGUUCUGAUAAAGAGGUUGUUGCUCUGUUACAAGUCCUGCGCUCUUCAUCUGGUUUAAAGAAAGUUCAUCUGCAGGUGGACAUCUUGAGUGACACACUGGUCCACACAAUCAUUUCCCUCAUCCAGACCUGUCCCAGUCUCAGUGAACUUGGGAUAAAAGCCAUAUUGACAUUACAACAGGAGGUAAUCCAGACCCUACAGGAAUCAUUAACGCACAUGGAUUGGAUGCUCAACAUCUGGAGGACAUCUGUGUUGCUUAAACGUGACAAAGAUUCAACAGAGGAGGAACUGAAGACAGAAUACAUGGAAGAGGUUCUGGUGUCUGUGUCUUCCUCAAAAUUACAAGCACCUGGACCAACGACCUCCAUGUUCACACCUGAACUCACUAAUAGAGAUGAAGUUAAAGGAGAAAAUACACACAGGUUUGUUUCUCCACAUGCUGGUCAGUUUCAGUGCAGUUUGACAAACCUUGUGUUUGUGAUGGAGGGUAAAGGAGAGAUGUUGUAUAAAAUCGUGCCCUGGGAUCCACGGCUCUUAGAUGGUUUGGGUCAGAUGCAGCCUGCAGGUCCCUUGUACAACAUUGACUGUUUUGAAGGUUCAAUCUCACAACUGCAUCUUCCACACUGUGAAAUUCUCUCAGAGGAGAAUAAAGUCAGUUUGGCUGUAGCACACAUCACUGGUGAUAAUGUAGAAGUGUUGCAGCCACUCAAAGUGAGCAGCACUCAUGUGAUUAUUAAUAUCACUGAGUUUUCCCUGUUUGGACUCAUAAAAAAGAUCAUAUUCCCUGAAUGCCCUGUUCAGUCCCAAGUUUUGCUGUUUGUUCGUCCAUUAUCUGUCAAACGGAAAGAGAAAAUACUGGAUGUCCAUUUGCUUCCAGUGACUGUUCCAGUGUCAGAGGUACUGUACUCCAUCUGUCAUUUGUCAACAAAUCCUAACAAUUACAAUAGGGUUUCACACAACUCUGCUGUUGGUCAGAUGUUUGAGCGUAAUUUUGGUCCAAACUAUCAUCCCACAUUUGAAGUGUUUCUUGAUGUCAACACUGAGGAGUUUAAAAUGGGUGUUUUGGAUAAAACUGAAGCAAAGGAAGUAUGGAUGACAAGACGAGUUAUUCUUACAGGACAAAGUCCCAAUGCAGACACUGCCGAUGUCAAAAUGGCCACAGAAUUUGUGGACAAACACCGUGAUCAGCUCGUUCAGAAAGUGAUCUCAGUGAUGUCAAUAGCUGACUGUCUGAAGGGCAAAGACAUGAUCCCUUCUGAAUUGUAUGGAAAACUUAACGCUGCACAAACAGACCAAGAAAAAAUGAGAAUUUUGUUUAAGGUUCUUGACUCAGGAGGACGUGAGGUAAAAUAUGAAUUCUACAUUCAACUGGAAAAGAGAGAAAAACACCUAGUAGAGGACCUGAAGUCUGGAUGUUGACUAUCGCAUCAUCACAUUCCUGCUUCUGUCAAAGAGCCGAGUUGUCUGGUGUUGACGUCAGUGGGACGAGCCUGCACUUUUAUCCAACCAAGCAGACAGCAGAAUACAAAAGAUGCAGAAGUGGCCAAAGUAUAAAAAAGACAUACUGACAGGUGUGGAAGAGUGAUUCAGAAAUUACAAUAUAAAUAUAUUUACAUUUAGGCAUUUAGCAGACACUUUAUCCAAAGUGACAGAGGAAUGCUCGUGAUCCCUGCAAUUUUUCAACAGCUGUAUAUAUAGAGUAUGAUUAUAUAUAUUAAUUAAAAUGUUAUAUUUAAUUAAUAACCUUAAAGCAAUAUAAAGCUAUAGUAAUCAUGGUAGUUAAAUACUGUAAGUAAAUAUUGAUCAAACAUUUUGGGUGGUUUUGUGUGCGUUCAACUCUGUCUGGCAACACGGGUAAGGUAACUUAUUAAGUACCUCUUGAAGCAUGACUUUGGGAUUCUUAACAGCCAACUUGUUUUCAAAAUUAGAUUGGACUGGCGACUAUAAUGAACUAUUGUCCAAAAAUAAUUACUAGUCAAACAAUCCUCACACUGAGGAAAUUUACCAUGAAUGCACUGUAUGUCACUUGGGUAAAGUGUCUACUUUAGAUACCUCAAUGCACCUAAUUUUUAAGUCUUUGGACUGUGAGGGAAACUGAUGUGGAGAACACUCUUAAAAAUAAAGGUGCUUAAAAGGUUCCUUAGAAGAACCCUUUUUUUUGUUCCUCAAAGAACCAUUAAGUCAAAGGUUCUUUAAAGAACCUGUUCUUUUAUAUUUUUUAUAAUCUGAAGAACCCCCUUUUCACUUUAAAGAUGUCAGAAGUGCUUUAAAGAACCAUAUAGAUCGUGAAGCACCUUUAUUUUUAAGAGUGAACAAAGACCUCCUGGCUCAACUCAGAUUAAAACCAGAGCCGUUUCUCAAUAUGCGUUCUUGUCUGUACUUGCGUUCUUGUGGACUUGUGAAACGUCAUCAGUCGCGGCCCAAGUACUGUUCCAAUUCAAAGUUCGCAUCAAGCCCAAGUUCACAUAAAAUCCCCGAAUGUGUUCUUGAUCGGCCAAUUUUAUCGAGGAUGCAUCAGAGGAGACUUGUGUGGACUUAUGACAGCGAAGUUUCCCAGAAUGCAUUUCGCGUCAGAAGUUCGUUCUUCCGAAUCUGAACUUGCAAGUCCGAACUAGGAAGGACACAAGUCCGAACUUGGCGUACUUGGUAUUGAGAAACGGCUCAGGAGAUUUCCUUGCUGUGCUACCCACUGAGUGUAUAUACAAGUACACUGCCCCUGAAAAAAGAUGUUUACAUCUGUAAUACUUUAAAAUGAUAGUUUAUUUUUUGUAAUGUUUAUAUAAGCAUGUUUUUAGCUUUGUAAUAAACAUGCCUAAUAUCUUUGUAUCAAAAUACACAACAAACGACCUUUUUAUACUAUGACAAAUAACAUGAGGUAGGCUUAAUAUGAAAUAUGUUUGUAUAUAUCUUGUUUGAUAAUACUGUGAAAAACAUAAAUCUUAUAUUCCUCUUUUGUAUUUUAGAUUAUGAUAAGACAAAACACUGAAAAUAUGACAAAAUAAAAACACAUUAAAACA